Messenger RNA from Cyprinus carpio (common carp), 1416 nucleotides. RefSeq names its product protein TSLIG3A. The record is from RefSeq and is a predicted model, not a curated record. Gene Ontology annotation, cellular component: tRNA-splicing ligase complex. Lineage: Eukaryota; Metazoa; Chordata; Actinopteri; Cypriniformes; Cyprinidae.
CUUCUUCUUGCCUUGUUUACAACAGCCACUGAUGGUGGAUACGGAAGUAACUUACAGAACGCGCGCCUGUAAUUUUUUGCAAUGGAGAGAGAUACUGCUGCAAUCACUUUAAUUAAAGCUCUUGGGUAUAAAAGCAGAGAGUGCUUGAAGGAAUGUAAAUGUGAUGAAUUGCCUUGUCCGCUGCUCACCUGGUUGGUCGCAGAACUAAGAGCAAAUUGUCCUGAUGUUCCAGCACGGCAUGUUGGUGGUGCAGUUCUGGUCGGAGAGCUGAGGGAAGUGCUGAAGGAGAUGUCCUGUCCUCAGGACGCACUUACAUCAGAGCACCUUAGCCCACUUCUGUUGUUCAGAGUGACCGAGUAUUUGGUGUCAGAGUUGGCGGCGACACGCGUGCUGAUGUACAGAGAGAGUCAUCCGGAAGAUACAGAACAGAGUUGUGAGUCAAAGGGAAAAGAGCAAAGAAAAUGGGAAAGUCUUAAUAUGGGCAAUAAAGAUGAGCAACAGGAAAUCAGUCCAGCACAAGAGGAUAAAAUUAAUUUGAAGGAAGUAAAUAAAGAUCUAGCAGAACUCUUUCAGACUCUUGGCUUAGAAACAUCCUCUCAGAUAAGUGAUGCCUGUGCAGAGGUGCAGUCACGGCUGACAUCGCUUCCAGAAGGUGAAGUGCCAGAAGCAUUAUUGAAGUCCAGUCUGAACUCCGAGCAAUGGAAAAAGAUUAAUGACAUCAACAGAGCUCUCUGUAAGGAUUCUGAAUGUCGGUGCCAAAUGAUGAUCAAGCGUUUCCAUGUCACACUACAAUCCUUUACUUGGGGAGAGAGGGGAGAGGAACGCAGUGCUUUGCUUUCUUCUAUAUCACCCUGUACACCUUCUCUUGAGUCCUCUGUCUCCAUCGCUAAGCUGUUGGCGACCAGGGAGGACGAGUCUCGCAUCAGGCCAGUUAAAGCAGGGCCUUCAACAGCAGUUCACAAGGUGCUGAUGGGCAGUGUGCCAGACAGAGGGGGACGUCCAGGAGAGAUCGAGCCACCGAUGCCCAGCUUCACCAGUCGCAGCGGGGGAGGAGGUGGUCAUCGUUAUGAAAGAAAAAAACGAGAAUUUUCAGGAAAGAAGAAUAAAGACAAACAGAAUCAGAAUUAGAAGGGUUUUUAGGGCUAGUUUUGUAACUGACACAACACAACAAAAGAGCUUUAUGUUAAAAGAAGACAAUAUUUCCCAUUGAAAUAUUUGACAUAAAUGAUCAUGGACGUUUAAAAAACAAAAAAAUCCUAUUUAAUGUUGCAAAUUACUUAAUGCGCUUAAUGCAUUUCAUUUGAUGAACAAAAAUGUGAUAAAAUCAUUUCAGUGAAAUGUAUAAAUACGAAUGGCUACAAGCUGUAUUUACUUGAUGAAAUUAUUAAAGUCAAUUAUGUUUCCUUUGAAAUUGAA